AUGGUUGUGUCUUGUCCGGCUCGUGUUAUUAGUAGUAAGAAGAAGACGAGAGGUCGUCAUGGAAUUCCAACCAUUGACUUAUCCAGUGAGGACAGGGCAAGGCUUUCCGACCAAGUAGUGAAAGCAUGCGAAGAGGUUGGGAUUUUUAAGGUGGUAAACCAUGGUGUCUCCGACAAGACAGUUGCAAGCAUGGAAAUGGAAGCUCUAAGCUUCUUCUCGAAGCCCGCGGCAGAGAAGCGGCGAGCGGGGCCCGCAACUCCGUUUGGGUACGGCUGCAACGCAAUCGGCUGCAACGGGGACAAGGGCGACCUGGAAUAUAUUCUUCUGGAAGCUAAUCCGGGUUCCAUAUCCCCAACCGCUCAUUAUUCGCUCAACUUCAGGUGCGUGGUGAGGGAUUACGUAGACGCGGUUAGGAACGUGGCGUGCGAGGUUCUUGAGGUGGCGGCGGAAGGGCUAAGGGUGCAAGACAAACGGGUUUUUAGCAGGAUGCUUAGGGACCCACAGAGCGACUCGUGUUUCAGGGUCAAUCACUAUCCCCAUAAUGCAUCUUCUUCCUUCGGGGAGCACACUGAUCCUCAGAUCUUGACCGUUUUGAGAUCGAACGACGUGGACGGGCUCCAGAUUAGGACCCGUGACGGGUUGUGGGUCCCGGUUCCUGCUGACCCGAAACACAUGUUUGUGAUGGUGGGAGACGCUUUUGAGGCGCUGACCAAUGGGAGGUUUAGGAGCGUGAGGCAUAGGGUGGUGGGGAGCUGUUCGUUAUCGUUAAAGGCGAGAACGUCAAUGAUGUAUUUUGGAGCUCCGGGGCUAAACGCAGUGAUAUCUCCCCUAGUGUCGCCGCCGCACACUCGUGUACUCUAUAAACCAUUCACCUGGGGAGAGUACAAGCAGGCCGUUUACUCUUUGCGUCUCGCCCACAAUCGUCUAGCCCUAUUCAACAACUAA
Molecule: messenger RNA, 945 nt
Organism: Ipomoea triloba (trilobed morning glory)
Lineage: Eukaryota; Viridiplantae; Streptophyta; Magnoliopsida; Solanales; Convolvulaceae
Product: gibberellin 2-beta-dioxygenase 2-like
Exons: 1
Coding region: 1-945 (314 amino acids)
Biological process (GO): gibberellin catabolic process; response to light stimulus
Source: RefSeq, a predicted model, not a curated record